Molecule: messenger RNA, 3879 nt
Organism: Caenorhabditis remanei
Lineage: Eukaryota; Metazoa; Nematoda; Chromadorea; Rhabditida; Rhabditidae
Exons: 37
Coding region: 1-3879 (1292 amino acids)
Molecular function (GO): DNA binding
Source: RefSeq, a predicted model, not a curated record
AUGAGCUCAAUGAACGCAGGAGCCAAUCCUCAGUUUCCUGCACUCCGCCAUCUUCCUUGCUCGGAUUUUCCUUUUUCAAGUUCCAGGCAGACCACUACGGUUCCCUCGGACGACGCGGACCUGCAACAGCUCUCCUCAUAUUGGGGCCGUGCUCUUGAUCCUCCCCAAACUCAGCAGCCAUCGACGUCGUCUUCCCAAGCACCAACCAAAGGUCAGCUGGUUAGAAAACGUGAAAGUAGUUCGUCUGGAGCCAACAGGCCAGCUCAUCAAAGUGCCACCGAGCAGGUUCCGGUCGUGGAUUCCUCGGACAAUGCCGCCCAACAACAGCCUUCCACCUCGAAUCCGAGACAAGCUCUUGCUCCAUUGGACCUCCUAAUGCUGCAAAGAUUGGUGGAAAAGCACUCCACCUCCAACGCUCUCCAUCAACAGAUUGUGGUGGAUGAAGAAGCCACAAGCCAACCCUCCACUUCGAGUGCCGGAUCGUCUCAGCCACCUCAAGCUGCGGUGAACCGGAGAGCACAGACCAUCCACUGCACAGAACUUGCUGCCGUCAUACAAAGAGAAAACUGGAACAAGGAAACUCCGAUCUGUGAAAUUCUUCAUUCUUUGACUUCAGCUUCAUCUUUGGAAUACGGGUCGAGCUCAUCGAACGGCUCCCCAGCUUCAACUCCUCAAGCAAGGAGUAAAGUCGAAACAGACGCCAGAAGAGCUGUGGAAGACGUUUUGAAGGCCCUUGAAGAAGGGAGAAGAAGAAGUGAAACUCCACCAACUGCAGCUGAAGUAACUGCGGAGUCCACCCCACAGCCGACCCAGCAAAGUUCAUCCAAUACCAUUGUGGUGGAGGAAGAAGCAACAAACCAACCCUCCACUUCGAGUGCCGAAUCGUCUCAGCCACCUCGAGCUGCGAUCCCUGUGGUUGUGUUGGAUAAGGAUGCCACAGAGCAACCCUUUAUCUCAAAUGACGGAGCAGCUCAGCCCCCUCCACAUACUCUACCGGCUCAAAAAUCCAAAACUGAUAUUGAGAAAAUUGAUAAGGAGUUCGACGACCGCCGAAAACUAAUUCUCCGCAAGUACAGAGACGCGGCAUCGAAAACUUGGGAGUUGGAGUAUGGCUUCCCGGAGUUCCCGGCCGGGGAAAUCGCUGUCAUCUAUCAAAUACUGGACUCUUCCUUCAUGACAUAUAAGACCCUCGUGGGUGAGGUCUCAAAAAUGCAGGGAGUGUCUGCAAAAAUCAAGAAAGAUAAGAUGACUGAAUUUUGUGAUGAGGAAAGGAGAAAGGAAAACGAGUACCUCUGGCGAAAAGGAGGAUUCUACCAUACGGAAUUCUUGAGGUUGAACCAAGGGCAGAGAUGUCAGCUGCUCGACAAAAAGAACCUCACCAACCAAAACGGUGCGCAGUCUUUGGUGGAGCAAACCGGAAUUCCGACGUACUUUAUGACGGAGGUGGUGGAAAAGUACAGAAUCUUCGAGCAACAGUACAUCCCAAGUGCUAGGAAUCACACCGGAAUGGUGGUGCAGACCAAGUUCGGAGACUUGGUCACGUUGCACUUGUCCCGAAAGGAAGAAGAAAAUAAAAAUGAAGUCAUCGAUCAAAAUGCAGAUUCGAGAAUGGGGGAGAGUGAGGAAAAAAUUGAAAUUUCAAUUGAGUCUGUUCGAGAACGAGUAAGAUCUGGGGAGGCCGAGCAACGCUUCGGUGAAUCCAUCGAUGAGUCCGGACAGGAUGUCUCCGUCACAGAAGCGGCGCCGGUUGACGUACAGCCGUACACGACUCUCCCCUCUCUUCAAAGGCUCAGACAGCCGCCAGCAGUUGGUCCUUCCCAAUCUCUGCCGUCUUCCACCACCCAGUCUCCUCAACCAAAACGGAAAGCUGGAAGUUCGCCAAAAAAUGCUGCUCCAACGUCUUCAGUACCUCCCGGAAACGCGGCAGGACCAUCGACGUCUACAGCCAGACAGUCAAUUCCUCCUCCAGAUGAUAUGACAUCAGAUGACGAUGGCGCGGUAUCCAGUUAUUCCGAUGACGAGGCUAACUUUAAAAAAUCUUAUAUACGUCGGAAGAAAAUUACUGUUCCUGUCGUCAGGCAAUCAGGAGGUCGUCCCAGAAGGAUUGUGCCUGUCUCCAGACAACCUCCUCAGCAACCACGGAAAGCAGCUCCGUUGAACGGAAGACGUUCCAUGCCUUCAACGAGUUCCGUAAAUGCAGCUGGAUCCUUGAAUGCUGACAACAUCCGAGUUUCCGCGAGGAUUCAGGGAAAUCAAUGGCGUCAAAUUUCAACUGAAAGACGCGCUCCAGACAACAACCAACAAAGUCCACCAACUAUUUCACCAACCGUUGCAGUCGUGCGAGGAGUUGGUCGUCCUAAAAGAAUCAAUGGAGCAAAAUCAAAUGCGGCUGUCCCUGUUCCCUCACCUCAACUCUCACAGAGAAGAUAUCCAUCAAGGAAUGCUGCCUCCCCGCCUCCAUUCGUUCCAGCAAAUGCUUCAGGAUCCUCGUCUCACGCCGUUCAAACUCCUCCACCACAACAUAGGAGAUCACCGUCAAGAGAUGGAGUUUCCCCGCCUCCAAUCGUUCCAAGAAAUGCCGCUGGACCUUUGCUCCCAAGACAGCUUGCAGCCGAACCAAUUCUACGGGCGCCGGUUACAUACCAACAGCGAAAACUCGAAGAGGAUCUCAAGGUGGAGAGAUAUGCUGAUCCGGUGGGCAGAGCAGCCUGGUUGGCAGCCAGAGCAGCUGCAGCAAAUGCAGAAGCAGUUCAUGAAGGUCAGCGGGACAAAGAAAUGCCUCGUAACGACGGAAUGGGGGUCGCCGAGAAAGAGUCGAGAAAAAGAAGAAUUGAAGAAGCCGAGAAUGAGGAUAUAGAUGAAGAUGUUCAACCGUCGUCAUCAAAGCGCCCAACCAAGCGAAUGGAUGAUGAUCAAUCGACUUCUUCCAUGGCACCAACCGAUCAUGAAGUGGUGAGAGGAGAACCAAGAAGCUGCUCUCAAGUUAACACGCCAGCUCAAGAUCAAGAAGGAGAGCCGGCUCCAGAGGAAGAAGAGGCUCCAGUGGAAGAAGAGGCUCCAGUGGUAGAGGAGACUCCAACGGAUGAAAAUUUGGAGCGCUCCGUCUCACCGGCAUCCACGUCUUUCCAGCCACCAACCGAUGGUGAAUUGGCUAGAGGAGGACCAAGAAGCUGUUCUCGAGCCAACACGCCAGCUCACCAAAAUGUCACCGAGGAGGUUCCGGUCGUCAAAAAGGAAAUUCACGACGACGAAUAUGAGACCACUCAGGUGGUAUCGCCGAGCGAUGCAAGCCCAUCCACUUCGGGACAGAGCUCUUCAACCGAAGUGAGAAGAGGCACGGGAAGAUACUGGUGGUACCGUGAAGAGAACACCGCGGUGGAUUUUCCAAUUAUUAUGGUGCCACAACGCUCUACCUCCGCAAGACAGGCUAUGAUGAGUCCUGCCCAGUGCGCGACGGAGCGAGCUGUAAAAGUCGAGGAGCCAGAUGAACUCGAAAACCAAAAUGAAGAGGCCGUCGCCCCACCUAAUGAAGAUUUCGAGCGCGCUGUCUCUCCGGAACCCGAAAGAGUGAGCAGCACUGACGCCAAAGCCAUCCAUGCUGUGGAUGCAAAGGAAGAAGAGGCUCCAGAAAAAGAGGAUCCUGAGGAAGAUGAUGUUGCAGAGGAAGAAGAGGCUUCGGAGGAAGUGCCCCAGUUGACUGAACUCCAAAGUCGAAUACUGCAAGGAAUUCUGGAGCAAACACAUACUCCCUGUGAUGCAACGGAGCUUAAAAUUGCUGAAACUCUCCAUCUAGAUAUUUCGACUGUUUCAAACUAUUUUGAGAAUGCCCGCCGUCGUCUUGGCGUGAGUCGAUUGAUGAUGACGAUGAGCAACAUGUGA